CAGCAACAGAGGAAACCACUGGCGCAGCAUAGGAGUCAUACCAAGCAUAGCCUGCGUGUCAGUGCAGUCGACUUACAGCUGGCUGUGAGGAGAACUGACGCUACUCUGUUUUUGCUCUGUAUCACCGCGAUAUAUUUAUCCGAAUUUCAUUUUAAAAAAGUAUCGUAAAGUCAUUAGAAUAACUGGGGGAAUCUGGUUUUCGAGCCUCACCGCGGGGUUUUUAUUUUAUUAAAGGGGUUCCUAGACAAACUAAAGUUGGAGGCUGGGCCUUUAGCUUUUUGACCGUCGCUUGAGAGGGAAAAAAAAAAAGCUGGUCUUUUUUUUUUUUUUUUUGUAAAAAAACCUCGAUAAAUGCUACUAACGAAAAUGGACCUGUUGAACUACCAGUACCUGGACAAAAUGAACAACAACAUUGGCAUUCUCUGCUACGAAGGUGAAGCAGCUUUGAGGGGUGACCCCAGACUCCAGUCCCUGUCUCUGUCCUCGUCUUCCUCCUCCUCGUCCUCCUCUUCUUCGUCGUCAUCCUCCUCAUCUUCCAUCUCCUCCAUCUCCAGCCACAGGACAGGUCCUCCACCCAUCAGCCCCACCAAGAGGAAGCUGAGCGGGGACCAGGGGGACAGCGACAUGGACGACAACGAGCACGUGGCAAAGAUGAGCCGACUGUUUGCUGCACAGCUGAAACCUAAUGGAGACUACCGCAGCUCUCCCAUCUCCAAGGACCGCAGCCGGAGCCCCAUCGAGCGCGUGGUGGUGCCCAGUGCUCUUGGAGUCCACAGCAGCCACCCGUACAGCCAUGCCCACCACCACCACCACCUGGCCAGCUUAGCCGGCAUGGACCAGCCACUGGCACUCACCAAAAACAGCAUGGUGGAGUCUGCACGCAGCAGCACAGCAGCUAUUGCCACAGUGCCGCACACAGUCAGCGCCGUGGAGCGCCAACAGAAUCGUCCUUCAGUGAUCACAUGUGCCCCAGCCAACAACCGCAACUGCAACCUGUCUCACUGUCCCGUCUCCCACAACGGCUGCUCCAGCCUCACUAACAACUACAGGAGAAUCAACACCAACACAGCCUGUGACCCGGUGAUCGAGGAGCACUUCCGCCGCAGUCUCGGGAAGAACUACAAGGAGCCCGAGCCCACCGCCACCAACUCGGUGUCCAUCACGGGCUCGGUGGACGACCACUUCGCCAAGGCACUAGGCGAGACCUGGCUGCAGAUUAAAAACAAGGGGAGUCCGUCGUCGUCCGGCAGCAGCCCAAACUCCUCCCCCGACAGUCACAUGGUCAAUCACAACCACUCCCCUUCUGUGGUCUCCUGAAGGAGGAGGGGUCUAAGAGGGAUUUGCCCCUUCUCCCCAGCCUUCCCAACCAAUCCCGGCUCCAACACCCAUGCCCCCGUCACUUUGGUCUGUCACCAGCAUCCCUGAGGGAAUGCCUGCCUGCUGGUCUGCUAAAAACAUCCAAAAACCCUCAUGCCUGCUCUUUCUUUCUAUGCACUCAUAGAGGAUCAACCAAGCAAUAACAACACAGCUGUUUUUAUUGUCCUUCUGUCCUCUGGUAUGCUAAUGCCAGACAAAAAUCAGUAAUGAGGGUUCGACUUUGGGACUUGACUGGAGCAUCGAGCUGCUCCUUCCAAUCAUUCAUCAUCCCUGCAUGCCUUGGAGCUGAGCAAGUGUCUGUAGUUAUAUGUACAUAACGAGAGAGAGGAAAGGCGGUGUUUUAAUUAUUAACUUUCUUCUUUGUUUUUAUUUUGUUUGUUUCUUUAACAGUAGUUUUGUGUACUGCUUUCGCAUUUUGAGAUGCCCGACAUUUGAAAGAAACGAUAAGUGAGAAACACUUUGGAGAAAAUAAUCACAAACCACCUGACUGUGCUACCAAAGAAACCUCAGACACUGAUGUUUAUCGAUGCCCACCUCGAAUAACAAAACAAAAAGCCAUCUUGUAAUCUCCUCCCUCUGUUAUAUCUGUGUGCAUUCUCUCACCUUCCUUCUCUCCCCCCUCUCUUCUGUUUAUGUGUUUUGGCGGUUUUGUUACUGUAUGUGUAUAUUUGGGUGAUUGACUUGGUCUGAUUUGCACUACUGCCUUAGAGGGUAAAGGGUGACAUGUCAAUAUUGUAAUCUGGCACUGCACACACUGGGACUGAUAAAGCUGAUUUUGACGCAACAUAGUAUAAUCCAGCUUUUGUUGGAAUCUCUAUUUGAUCUCCCAUUAACGUUUUUUUUUUUUUUUAAAUCUACCUGGGAAUCAUUUCAACCUGGCCCUGACAGAACAAGCCACAUUAUUAUUAUGUAUUAUUUAUUGAGUGCAUUUAAAUUUUUUUUUAAAUACAUACGAGUAGGGUUGGGCAGUAUAAACAUUGAAAUAUACAAAGUAAUAUGGAUUUGGAUACCAUGUGUUCAUGUUGAUUAGUGCAAAUGCAUGUUGCAUGGUAAGAGAAGGUGGGUGAAAAAAAAGAAGGUAGCUUGCUAUUGUUAUUGUCACCUCUGGCAACCACUGUCAGGUCUGACUAUCUCGAACCAAGCUGUAUUUAAACUAUUGAUGAAGCACCUUUUUAGGUGAGGUUAAACAGGAGUGGAAAUGAUGUGGAUGUAGUGGCCAGAAUGAAUUCCACUCACCUUUUUAUUCUAAAGGGGAAAAUGUGUACAACAUCGUACUUAUCUUCAGUAUUCAGUAUAUAUUGCCAUAGUAAACACAUCAUACUGCCCAGCCCUACAUACCAGCUGUACAUGCGUGUUGUGAGCAACUACACGUACAUCCAAUUUGUUAAUUAAGUGGCGUUGAUUGAUAAAUAUAUUUCCGCCCCCAAAAAAACAUACAAAACUACUUCACACACUUAAAUGGUGCCAAGUUGUUGCAUUUCUUUUUGCAAGCACAGUCAAGUCUUCAAAUCAGCUAGCUUGUGGUGUCGAUGGACAUCACAGACACCACGAGAGGAGGUUAGGACUGGAAACGACAGUUGUAUAACCUGCAGUGUGUCGAACGUUGCGCUCUGCUGAACAAUGUGCUUUUGAUGUGUUUCACCGGCUUAACUGCUGACAGUGAUGAGGGGAUAGAUGACGCUGCAUGUCACUUUGUGGUUGCAAAAAAGAAAAAGAAAAAAAGAAGUCUGGUUUCUAGACCGGGGGAGAGAAGAUUAUUCAGAUCUCUUCAAACACACCUUUGUUUUUGUUACUCUUUGAACACAGGUGUUGUAAUUAUAUUUGGCUUACACCCUGCUAUCCCUCCCUCUCAUACACACUGUGGUUUGAUAGAUUUCUACAAGGUUUGAAGGGUAAACUAAUGCUUUUACAGAUGCAUGUUUUUUUUUUUUUUUAAUAGCUGGUAUCUAUUAAUGUUUUUAAGCAUUUCAAUCUUAACUACUAUUAGCCUUUUUCAUUUGGACGUUAGUUGUUACUUCUUUCAUUGUCAGUAACAGACAUAGACACUAUACACUCACUGCUGGGUCAGUUGUACUCCAUAUUAUUAUUGUUAUUGUUAUUAUUACAAUUUUGUAUUUUUGUUUUCCAUUAAUAUCAGUAUGGUAACAAACAUCUAUAGUGGGACAGCCUCCGGACAGGCUCUGUUUAACGAUGAGAGCUGCGUUUCUCAAAACCAUCUCAGCGCGGUAAUCCGUCAGCUCAUUCCUGCAGCAGAGCUGUGCGGGUGCUAGUGUCGAGUUGGCUUUGGGAUACGCAGCCAGUAAAGGUUUUCUUAAGAUGUUGAUCCAUCGGUGGUACAGGAUGCUACAACCUUCAGCGUGAACGAGCUGAGACACCAAAUUGGCACAAAUUAGUCAGCAGGGCCUUGUUUUCCUGAAAAGCACAUCAGCCUGAGAUAAAAUUUUAAUUUAGUUUUAAAUGUUGUCUGUUUGGCGGUCGUCUUUAAAUCAUCACCUGCCUUUACCCACAUUCUUGCUGCAGUCCGAAAAGUACUUUGUACAGUACAGGCUAGAACGCUAUGAUGCUUUUGGGAAACAAGGUACCGGUAAUGAUGAGAGCCUGUGAUGACAGUUCUCAGACAUCUUGUUGACGUGUAAGAGCUGUGUAACCCCGGCAGAGAGAUGGUGGCAGACAAAACAAAACACUUGGCUGAAAAUUGGGGGUUAUCUGAAUUUAUCGUGCGAUACCACAGCUCUUUCGACUGCCAUCAGUUGACCUUUUGUGUCCUGACUUGGUGUCCAGACUUUUGUUUUGUUGUAUGUCAAUGCUUUCUUUUCUGAACAACAUUGUAUUGUUGCUGCAGUUAAGCUAGACUGCUACAGACUGAGAAAAUGAGUUUUACUCUGUAAAAGCGCCUGCGCCAACAUGGCAUACAUUCCUCCUAUAGGGAACUUUGUUCAGGCCUCAUACAUACUCUCAGUAUCUCCAUAUCAACAGACUGAGCUAAUAACCAGCCAACUGUCCCAGGGUUUCUUGUGUCUUUACCGGAAUUACAAGGUUUCCACUUUUGCUUUUUGUUUUGUCUUUGCAUUAAGCAAAUUGGCCAUAAAUCCACACUGUGUGAUAAAUGAACAAACAAGCAUAUAUGCCGUAACAUUUUUGAGGACAUUCAGAGCAUAGAAUGUAGAGUAACUGGGGUUGUAACAGUGAAAACGUGGCAAAAGUACAGAAUCAUUUCAUGUCUCUGAGCUGAGGUUGACAGGUGCUGAGGUUCAUAUUUGUUUGGUUUAGGUCAUUUUUUAUAGUAUAAUGAGUACGGUUACAGAAGUAUCUAAAUAGAACGCUUUCUCAGUGUUCUAGAAUGUCCACACAUUCCAUCCUCAACUAUCAGAACAAAUGUGACCGAACAAGAACUGAUGAUAAAAGUUCUAGAAUCUUCAGAUACACAAAAAAUUGAAUCACAGCGCAACUGCUAGUGAAUCAGUUUCCAUUACAAUUGAGUACUCUACGAUCUAAACGUGCUUUCUGUGACCAGUUCAGAGUGGUUUGGAUGAUGAUUUAGCAGGCAGGUUUUUGGGGGUGGGGGCAGAGCUUCAGGAGCUGAGCUUCUGUAACACGACCUGUGGAGAGGCCAGGAGACGUUCAGCUGCCACUGAAAGUCUUUUGAAGGUCUCACAGCGAUGCCUCCCCCUCCUUUCAGAUUUAGUUGACCCUGAUUUAAGAUUGGAUGUAGAACAUGCUAGAAAACACGAGGGAAAAGGGCUCAGUGUCCAGAGGAUUUUGUUUUUCUAUUAUUAUGCUUUCUCAUUAUCAUUUCACUACCACCCUGUAGGUAGGAGGCUCUCUUUCUGCUUCGGCACACACUCCCUACACACUGUAGGAAAAUCACUUAAUAAAAAAAUACUUUUUUAUAAUAGGUAACUAUAAGACCAUCAUUACGCUGUGCGUAACGAAUGUACAGAGAAAAAAAUCGUAGGUAUUUUUUGAGGAACAAUUAAUUUGUUAAUGAUAUGUAGCUAUUUAAUUGUUGGUUUUCCCUGUCCUUAUAUUGUAAUCAUUGCAUUUUCUUUUUUGUGAAAAAAGUUGAUCUUUUUUGUUUAUAGAGUUUGUCUUGUUAGAGUAAAGGUUCAAGUGCAGGAACACAGUAAAUGUAUGAAACCACAAUAAGCCACUGGUGUGUCGGUGACAAUCGCUACUUCCAUUGGUCCCCAAUGUUCUGCAAUCAUUCAACAUGUGACUCCUGAGACAUCUGAACAAAAGCUUCACUUGUGAGCAAAAAGAGGUUGUCCUGUUCAGAGGCCUCCUUCAGCAAUUUGCAUGUUUUGCAUUGAUGAAACAUAAUUUUUGCCACUGUGAGUCUUGCCAGCCAUUUCCAAAUCUUUUCCAUUUAACUAUUAAAAAUAAAAUAACAUUAGUAAAGCAUUGUAAAUUGUGGGUUUUAAAGGACUUUAGAUGACUUGGUCUACAGAUGGGAACUGAGCUUCAAGUAAAACCAUGAGUCUAUUUGAGAGCAUUUGUCUGAUUGGUUUAACUUCACUAAAAUCAAAAUACUCAAGCUGAACUGAUAAAAGCAUGACAGCAUUUUUGUACAUAUUCUGUGCUCAAUUCCACCUGCUCUGUUGCCAGCCAGUGAGGCUGACAUGAUUUAAGUAGCAAAUGAGCUUUGGGGAAGUCACCCUGUCUCAUGUUGCUGUUCCCAUCUGUGGAGGCCAUUUUGCCUCUGUAAACAUUAAAAUUGUGCAGAUAAAUCAAAGAGGAGUCGCUUUUUACCACAUUUUCCAGGUCCCUUUUUGAAGCGGAAGUAGCAUGUACUUAGUGGUAGUAAUACUCUGAACUAAAAAAAAAAAAAAAAAAAAAAAAAAAAUUUGUAUCAAGAAAACAGUCGAUUUGUGGCUCUGUGUCUCCUACUAAAAAGGUUUUGGCAGGCCACCUUUUUUGUACGUAAGUAGCCUUGAUGAACAAUAAAAUGCUUUUAAACCAC
Molecule: messenger RNA, 6337 nt
Organism: Dicentrarchus labrax (European seabass)
Lineage: Eukaryota; Metazoa; Chordata; Actinopteri; Moronidae
Gene: vgll4b
Product: vestigial-like family member 4b
Exons: 5
Coding region: 352-1317 (321 amino acids)
Biological process (GO): negative regulation of DNA-templated transcription
Molecular function (GO): transcription coactivator binding
Source: RefSeq, a predicted model, not a curated record